Histoplasma mississippiense is the source of this 561-nucleotide messenger RNA. RefSeq lists its product with no specific name. The transcript has 3 exons. The coding region runs from base 1 to 561 and encodes 186 amino acids. The record is from RefSeq and is a predicted model, not a curated record. Lineage: Eukaryota; Fungi; Ascomycota; Eurotiomycetes; Onygenales; Ajellomycetaceae.
AUGUUGUGCCCGCGAUACAGGCCAAAGCUUCCUCUCGGGAAUGGAGGCUCCCUUGCAGGCGCCGAUGCACCAGCAGGACAAUCUCCGUCUAAGGUCCCGAGAGGGCUAUCCACGAUUGUAUCUCGACACACCAGCGGCCAAGAGAUUCGCGUUUGGGUUGGCGGUAAUGAUUUGCAACAGACCGGUCCGCUGGACAUCCGCUGGACAUCCGCUGGACAUCCGCUGUGGACAAGGCUGCCCACGAGAGAAUCUGCGCGCACGGCGGGCGCGCUAAAUGCCACGCGGGCUGGAUGCUACCCGGCCAAACGACAGCUCGGUGAUGUCACCGUCGUGACCAGCGGUAUCAGCGGUAUCAGCAUGCAGCUAACGAGACGCUUCCUGCCGCUAGGGUGCCCGCGCAUGAGACAGGAGACAUCUUUCCGAACUCUGGAGCGGAGGAGAGACAUUGUUCCAAGUCCCAUGGCAAACAAGAUGCAUGAUUACUCGUACGCCGAUGCACGGACACCAAAUGACCACCAAGGAAGUAAAAAGCUAGCGAAUGCAGCCGGCUUGCGCCAGUGA